Cooperia oncophora is the source of this 432-nucleotide messenger RNA. Lineage: Eukaryota; Metazoa; Nematoda; Chromadorea; Rhabditida; Trichostrongylidae. The record is from the annotation of a GenBank genome assembly.
AUGGCCCUCAACCAAGAACCGCGGCAGACUACCAGUAAUCUCGGUCAUCUUCAAAAGCCUAGUAUUCAGGCCUUAAUUCAUGGACUAAAUCGACAUUACUACUCAAUACCUAUCGCUUAUCGGACUCAUGAUCUAGAGCAAAAGAUGUUAUUGAAUCUUAACAAGCAAUCUUGGAUGGAUUCAUUAGCAGUUCAGAAUUAUACUGGUUGUAGUGAAAAGAACAAGGACAGCAUGACUGCUAUGCUGAAGCUCGCUAAACUUUACAAGAAGGCUCUUGAAGAUGAAGAGAAAAUGACCGACGAAGAACUUGCCAUUAAGAAUGUUGGGAAGCAAGAUCCUAAGAGACAUCUUGGAGAGGAGGUGACGAAGAUGUUGAGUGAUAAUAUUGUGCAAAAUCUCGCUGGGAUGAUGGAUACUACUUCAUUCCAAUGA